UGUUAUCACUUGGUGGCGCCCUAACUAGAAUUUGCUGGAAAUCAGCUGCACACCACCACGCUUUAUUUGUCUUGUCAAGUUAAUUAAAGUUAGCAUUUUCUCCUUAGUUCUGAGGUCUAGUCACACUGGUGUAGCAAGUUCAUGUCAAGACGUGGCCAGCAUGUCCCAGAAGAAGAAUCUGAUGGUGAUCGACUGCGAUGCAGGAGUUGACGAUGCCCAGGCUCUCAUGGUUGCCCUGAGCAACCCAGACACUGAAGUCCUUGCAAUCACCUGUGUCAGGGGGAAUGUUGGUGUGGACCAGGUCUGGUACAACGUCCACAGGGUGCUGGAUGCUUGCGACAGACGGGAGGUUCCGGUCUACAAAGGUGCCACCAGGUCCCUCGUGACGGAAAUACCAAUAUCUGAUUUCCAUGGCAUUGACGGCCUCGGCGACGUCCCGCCCCACCCGGACUUCACCAUCAACUCCAGCCAUCAACGUUCCGAACAUGCUGUAGACAUUCUCAUCUCCCUAGCCAAUCAAUAUCCAGGAUUGAUAUCGCUGGUUGCCAUAGCGCCAUUGACCAACCUUGCCUUAGCUGAGAAGAUGGCGCCGGGUUUCUCAGCCAAACUGAAAGGGGUUUUCAUCAUGGGGGGUAACAUGUACGGCAAAGGCAACGCCAACCCUUGCGGAGAAUACAACUUCUACCAAGACCCUGAUGCAGCGUACAUUGUACUCGACAGCUACAAGUGCCCCAUUACCAUGGUAACAUGGGAACUCACCAUGGCAACGGAAGUUCCAUUUAAAUGGAUUGAUGGACUGAUGGAGCGACAAACUAAAAAAGGUCGUUUCCUGAAAGCAAUCAGUGAACACUCCUACAAAAUCAUGUCAGAUGAACAGCUGAAGGUAGAUUAUUUCUGCAUUGACACAAAGGGCUGGAACUGUUGUGAUGCCCUCGCUGUCUGCAUUGCCAUUGAUCCUUCCAUCAUCACCGAUUCUAAGCAAUGCCCCUGCUCGGUAUCGCUAGAGGGCGUGACACGGGGUCAGAUGAUCGUAGACUGGCACACCAUCUGGAGAGAUAAGACAAAGCGAACUGUCGUCCAGAGCAUCAAUAUGGAUAGGUAUAAGGAACUGCUGGUGAGCUCUGUAGAGUGAAGUCAUGUGACGUGUGGGGUCAUGUGACCUGUGGAGUCAUGUGACCUUUGUAGCCAUGUCAACUGUGUGGCCAUGUGAACAGUGUGGUCACCUGAUCUGUGAAGUCAAAUUGGCAAUGUUCAAAUGAUGUCAUUAUGGUGAAAACAAUAGGAAUGGUUUCCCAACAAAUCUCGAGAACGACUUGGCAUAUCAACUUUGUGUUUUGGCCAUUUUUGGGAUACUGGGAGGCCUUUUGAAACUUGGGACACACUGGGCGUAUCAACUUCAAACAUGGCUUUUAGAUUGUUGUAAGGGUCCCCGUAAACCCAUUGGCUAUGAACAUCGUAGGAUCAAAAUGUCAAUGUUAUUAUGAAUAAAACAAUGAAAAUGGUUGAGUCGGGUAUGUCAAGAAUUGUUGAUUCACGAACUAUAAACUUGAUGCAUAUUUUGUUUGAUACUUUUAAAUUUAAGCAAGGCGUUUUGACCUUGAAACCUGGUACCUGACUUGUUUGAUUCUAUGGAUUUGUGCAGUGGGUUUUGAUCUUGAAACUUGCUACAUGUAAAUGCGUGUUUGAUACUUAAAAUAAUAUUAAUACAACACUAAAUUAUAAGCCGUCUUAAUCAUAAAUAAAAAAUGCUCUAAGGUGCUAUACAUCAGAUUAAAAAAAAAAAGAUUUGUGCCUUGAACUUGCUCGAUACUUUUGAAUUAUGCACCGGGUUCUGAACUUGACACUUGGUACAUGUACUUAAAACUUGUGUGAUACAGUAAUUGUGCCCUGGUAUUUGAACUUGAAACUUAGUACAAGGCUUGUUUGAUACUAGUGAGUUGUGCACUGGGUUUUGAAUGUGAAUCAUGCAUGGAACAUUCAUUGGAUUCAAGAUAAUGGCUCAGGGACAUGUUUAAGAUUGAUUCCUGCCUAACAUAUUUUAAGGUUUUAUUGACAUUUUGUGUCGUUGAGGAUUUUGUACGAUAUUGAAAAUUUGUAAAAACAUUAUUUUUUUUAAAACUCAUUAAUCCUCCAUUUUGUUUAGAGUAGGGGUUUUUAAAUAUACUGAAAGAUGUUUCUGGCUUUUUUCCAGAAGCAGGUUUGGGACCAAAUUUAGUCAAAAAGGUAUGGUUAACCCCUUGCAUUUUUUCCCAC
Patiria miniata (bat star) is the source of this 2253-nucleotide messenger RNA. RefSeq names its product inosine-uridine preferring nucleoside hydrolase-like. The record is from RefSeq and is a predicted model, not a curated record. Gene Ontology annotation, molecular function: hydrolase activity, hydrolyzing N-glycosyl compounds. NCBI's taxonomy places the organism in Eukaryota, Metazoa, Echinodermata, Asteroidea, Valvatida, Asterinidae. The transcript has 6 exons. Bases 161 to 1132 code for a protein of 323 amino acids.